UCAUAUCUACCCCAGGACCGAGAUCCUGUUUCCGGUUCCGAAUGGCGAUCAUUCCACAAGAAUUAUCAUCUAUCUGUCGGUUUUGUUUGUGCCAGGAGAAGAAACAGUUGCUUCUGAUCGCAAAAACGAUAUGCUCUUCCCUGACGAUCGAAGAUGUACGACGAUUCACUGGCAUACCGAUUUUUCCGGACGAUGUGUUGCGUUGCGCGAUAUGUUUUGAAUGCUUGGGCAGUCUGAAAAAGUCUACCGACUUCCGAUACGCAUGUAUUCGCAAUGAUUGCACCUUCCGUCGGCUGUGCGUUGUGUCAUCCUCUGUUGGCAAAAAAGACCCGGCAAACCUCAGAUACUAUCCAAUGGUGCUGCCUGAUGCCGAUCCGUUGGAGUUGAAAUUUGAUAUGCACCCCGAUGAGCUUGUUGAAACUGAACUGUACGACGAAGACACAAGCGUACAGAUAAUUUCCAAUCAAGAUGCCAAAGGAACAGUCUCCUGCGAAGAGGUCGCGGAAGCAGAAGAGUACAACGCGCCCUACUCAGCCAACUAUAUCGAGCUUGGAGAACCUUUCUCCGAUGAUACUGAUACUGACGAAACGAAACGGAAAGGGAAACCGCGACGAAGAAAAGCAGACUCUUAUGCCACCCGGUCAGACGCCACCAAGCAACCCAGUCGAACACCAACGCUACUGAAGAGUGAAAGUGACCCAUCUUUGAAACCCAAGGCCCCGAAGCAUAAGAAAGUGCUCUGCUACGUGUGUGGCAUCUGGAUUACAAAUAUCGAUGGGCAUAUCGCUAGCCACAACAAGCAGGCUAACUUUGCAUGUCCGCACUGUCCUGUGAAGAUGAUCAACAAGUGCAAUUUGAUGCGCCACGUUAAACAGGUGCACGAGAAGAGGAUAAUAAUGUAUUGCGAACUGUGUGGGAAAGGGUUUACCCACAAGAAUAAUUACGUUUCGCACAUGCGCUCGCAGCAUAACAUUGGCAGAACAUACGACUGCAGUGUGUGUUUCGUCAAAUUCAGACAUCAAGGUGCGCUGCGAAACCAUUUCCGAAGCGUUCAUCUCAACGAGACGUUUCCUUGCGCUACCUGUGGCAUGGUGUUUCGAACUCCCGAGAGACUGAAAAGACAUCAGCCGGUCCACUCGACGGAGCAACCGUACGUGUGCCGACAAUGCCCGAAGCGGUUUAAGUAUCGCUAUGCUAGGACAAUUCAUGAGAUUACCCAUACGGGCGUUGUUUUCCGCUGCAGACACUGCGACAAAUCCUAUCGGUACAAGGCCCAGCUCAUGAUGCACCUAAGGAAAACGCAUCCGGAUAGCGAAUCAGACAGUACUGCACCGUUAGAGCGAGCGACCUCCGAAGAGACGGAGCAAAUAACGGAUACUCAAGCGUAGAUUUUAGAUGAGAAUUUAAAUAACCGAACGAACGAUUUCACAAUCACCCUGUGCCUGGCUUCGCUGUCAAUGUUUUGUUAUGAAAAUUUUCUCUUUUGGCAUUGUUUAUCCACCCAUCCAGCAAGUGUAAACACGGACGACACUGGACCGGAGAGUACAAUGUUUCCCAUUUGUCGGUUUUGUCUGUGCGAUAAUGAAACCCGCCUCGAUCUAAUCGCAACCUCACUGGACGGAUCUCUUACGAUAGAGAGUGUAGAACGCUUUACAGGCAUCCAGCUACAUCACGAAGAACAUGGCUUAUACGCGCUGUGUCGGGAUUGUGCCGAAAAAUUAAAACAAUCUGUCGCCUUUCGAGACAACUGCCUAGCCAAUAGUGCGCUUUUCGAGCAGCUGUACAGUAGUAGCGUUAUAUACGGGCAGGAGGAAGAACGUCCUGACGCAACACUGCCAGCAGCAGCAUCGAGCGUAAAGGUAGAACAAUUAGAAAUUGAAAUAGUGUGUGAAAAGCAAACGAAAUUAACUGAGGAUGUGCCGGAAUGGCAGUACAGCGUCGAAGAGUUCACACGCGAUUCGCCCCAAUCGGCUGAUGGAUAUUGUUCGGAAAAUUAUAUCGCACCGUACGAAAUUAAGCCGGAGGCCGAACGAGAUAACGAUACUGACGCAAGCCCAACCCUUCCACCUAGUACUGGCAAACGAUUGAAGCGGCCGAAAUUGAAACGAAAAGCGACGAACGUGGCAUCGGUGGAUGGCGGCAGCAUCGCCGCUCCCGCGCACAGAAACCGGCCAAAGCAGCUCUGCCCGACGUGUGGCAAGCUGGUAAACAAUCUGACGUUGCACCGUGCCUGCCACACGACCGCAACGAAAUAUGCUUGUCCGCACUGGCCGACGCGAAUGAAGGACCCGGCCAACCUGAUGCGCCACGUGCAGGCGGUGCACUUGAAGAAGGUGGUCAAAUCCUGCGAACUGUGCGGCCAGGGGUUUACACACAAAAACAUCUACACCUCGCACAUGCGCGCUAAGCAUGGAAUUGGAGAAUCGUACAAGUGCGACGUGUGCGGUAAUGUGUUCCGGCAUCCCAACGGCUUGCGGGACCACAUAAAGCGGUUUCAUCUGACCGACAGCAACUAUGACUGUCCCACGUGCGGCAAGAGUUUUAAAACCAGCCAAUCGUUAAAAUUGCACGCUAAUGUGCAUACAACGCAAAAACCGUACUCCUGUCUGCACUGUCCCAAGAAGUUCAAAAGCCGAACCGCCAAAGCGGCACAUCAGCUAACGCACAGCGGCGUCACGUUUGACUGCACGUUCUGCGAUAAGUCGUACAAGUACAAGGUACAGCGCAAUGCACACAUGAAGAAGAGCCACGAUGCGAGUAUUAGCGAGACCAGAAAUGAUAGUGAUGAUUUCUCCAAGAUGCUAAGCAACUGUUACGAUACGUUCUAUAAAAUUGCGUGAUCGGAUUUCUAUACCGUGAUAAGGUAUAUUUAAGAAAGUAGGUAGUUGUAAGAAAAAUGUUGAAUAUCAAGUGGACAUUACAGUUGAAAUUUAAAGAGGUGGAUAAGACCAAAUGAUUUAUAUAUCUUUUAAAGUAAUAAAAGCAAUUGCUCCAAAAUUUCAA
Molecule: messenger RNA, 3003 nt
Organism: Anopheles merus
Lineage: Eukaryota; Metazoa; Arthropoda; Insecta; Diptera; Culicidae
Product: zinc finger protein 337-like
Exons: 9
Cellular component (GO): nucleus
Molecular function (GO): zinc ion binding
Source: RefSeq, a predicted model, not a curated record